AUGAUUUUCCCAAACUCAUUGGCGGUUGCAUUCGUUGCCUUUGCGGGCGUCAACGCUGGGCCAUGCCGUCCUUCAUCAUCGACUACUUCGAGUGAGACUACUACUACCAUCACAAGCAACGCCGAGUCAGUGGCUACGGUCAGUACUUCCGUUCAAGAUACGACCGAGACUACUACCGCGACAUCCGCUGAGUCUGAUGUGUCCACCACAAUCAUCCUGUCUGUGUCCGAGACUUCAGCAGCUAUCGAGUCUGACACCACUACACUCUUCACAACCACCAGCCAAGACCUUCCCACUACCAUUACUACUACAACUGCGGCCAUGACCACCUCUGAAGCUCUCGAUGCCCCUGCACCGCAAUGUGCUGAUCUCGACAACCCCUACUUCGCAGACGACGAAAUCGAAUAUGAGCUCUAUUGUAACUGGAGAUUUGACGGUUACGAAGAUAUCGGAUAUCAACAAGAUAGCACAAUGGAGAAGUGUAUCAAGGCUUGUGGUCAGCUCGGUGCUUGUAAUUACGCCCAGUUCGAGACCGAAAACAGUCUGUGUAUUCUGAUUGCAACGGGUUUCGACUAUUCCAUCAAUAAGCCUGGGUUUGCUGUUGCUGCUAGACAGAGGCCUAGCUGA
Molecule: messenger RNA, 627 nt
Organism: Fusarium oxysporum Fo47
Lineage: Eukaryota; Fungi; Ascomycota; Sordariomycetes; Hypocreales; Nectriaceae
Exons: 1
Coding region: 1-627 (208 amino acids)
Source: RefSeq, a predicted model, not a curated record